UUUAACUGUCAAAAUUGAAAAUUUCAACACGCCAUUGUGCGUGAUAAAAAUAAACACGUUUUCGCUAAAAAGAAAUACUAAUCGCAAACAAAGAGACUGCUAAUAUUUUCCGUCAUUACUGUCCCAUGAUGGGUCUACCCGACCGAGGAAUACCCGAGGACAAGCUCCCGCAGUGUUGGUACGACGAUGUCCGAAUGAACGCACUCUUCGCCCCGUUUCGUUUAAAAACCACCAACCCUGAGUCCUGGGACAUGAAGAUGAAGUUCUGGUCUGAUAUGCUCAGGCAGUGGUGUAAGCACAGAAAGGACCCUAUAGUGUCUCCUGCAGACGCAAGAGCAGCGUUCCAAAGAAAAGGACGCACUCCGGCCUGUCUUGAUAUUGUUAUCGAAGAAAUGUUUCGAAGCGGAGAGCUUUGUCCAAUCUCAAAAUAUCAACGAAUUCUUCACAACGGGACUGAGGGCUGGGUACGUUGGACAGCUCGACUUGCUCUCAAACCUGCUGCACUCGCUCUCACAGCUGUCUCUUCAUUUCUACCUGCACGACAAACUCUGGACAAUGAUGGCUUGCCUAAAGCUAGUAUAGAAUGCACACAGAGGUUCCUACUUGAAGGAUCGGUCAAGGAGCUAGCAACAGAACUACUUCACACAAACGUACCUGAAAUAGACCGAAUCGGUACUAUAGAAGAAUUAAUGAAGAACUUUGAGUAUCAAGGUGGCAGAGAAGUCUUCGAAGUGCUGCUCGGUUGGCUGGUAGCUCAGGGCUAUGCAGUAAAAAAAGAUGAAGUUAUUAAACUGGCUGAACCAGAUAAGAAAGCCACCCCCGUGACAGAGUCAGAUGAAGCGCUUGUGAAGCUAGUCACAGCUGAGAGGCACUUGCACGGAGACUCCACAAGACUGUCCCGAGAACUAGCAACUAUUGAGAAUGAUGCUCGAGCUGCACUUCAGCUAGGUAAUAGGAUUGCGGCCAAGAAUCAUCUGAGACGUAAGCACAAAGUGCAACGGAAACUGGAACAGUGCACGAAAGCUCUGGAAAACGUACAGAACUUACUACAACAGAUGAGGGAUGUACAUUUCAAUGCAUCAAUUGUCGAUACUUACAAGACAACAUCAGAAGCUAUGAAGCGAGGAUUAAAAGACAACGGUCUUGAGGUGGAUACAGUUCACGACACGAUGGACGAUCUGAAAGAGGUAAUGGAUUCAUAUAGCGAAAUGGAGAGAGCACUUGGUACAACAAUAGACGACACCGACACAGCUGAGCUUGAAAGAGAAUUGAAGGAACUGCUGUCGGGACCGUCGGCGCCUGGUGGCGGAACUCCCGGGAAGGAGGGGGAGGUUGGAGCAACGCAGAAGCCGGUCAGAAAGACAUCGGAACGAGAAUUCAUCUUUGAUGGUGAAGAGAGAAUGCUGGCAGAACUGAAUGACCUGGGUAUAGAGGAGGCAAGUCCCAGUGGAAAGGCAGAGAAGGAUAAAGAGAACAGAGUCAGGAGAAAGAUUGCAGUACCCGAUGGAGACUGGGAGGAGAAAGAUAAGGAACCCGCAGACGAUUUGGAUAAUGCGAAGCAAUCGAAGCCCUGGUACCCGCGCUUUGAGGAGUGCCUUAAAACGGACGCGGCAUGGCGGGACGCGGACGCCGCGCACGAGAUACGAACCGACGAUAGACUUCAUCCGGGUCAGAAGCUGGAUGUGGAUUACACGAAGCCCCCUCGGCUGUACAACUCUGACUUCGCCGUGAAGGACCACCGACUGGAGGCCGGGGUGUGGCUCUACAACAGGCGAGACGCCGACGACUUCGCCUGCAGCACGGAGUUCUUUAGUUCCGAGAGUCCCGGGAAAGCUCCGGUCGGUGGCUUCCAAAUGGCACCCGGGGGCGAGAGGAAGAAGUCACAGCUCUCGCCUGACGAGGAGACCCCGGACGAGGAAUUGGAACGAAGAUUGAAGAAUCUAAGGGGCUUUAACUAGUAAACGUAUGUAGUCAAACGUUAGAACGAAUGUUGCCAUAGAAAAAAAAAAAAUUUUUUUUUAAAUCAAUUUCUAAUUAUAUAUCGAGGGGUGAAAGGUUGUUUGGUUCAAGCGAUAUUUUUGCAAUAUUACAGUAGAGCCAUUUAAGGGCCUGUGCACACCACGCCUUUUAACACAACACACCGCGCUUUUAAUCUACAGAGCGAUUUGUUGUCAUCUGUAUCGAUACAAACGCGAUACUGACGCGCGUCUGUAUCGAUAAAAACGCGCGUCGACGCUGCGUUUAAAAAACCGCGGUGUGCACACGUCCUAAAGUUUGAAAUUUACAAAAAUUAUUAUAACAAAAAAAAUCUAUUCUUCAACUAUUCGAAUAUAGUAAACUUAUUUGAAGUUCAAUUAAAGACCAAAUAAAACUGACCUUUAAUUACAAAGAUAAAUGUCGCUUAUGACUUUUCACUCCUCGAUACAUUGGAAUUAUAGGGGAUACCUUUUUAAGUGACAAAAUAAAAACACACCUUAGGCGUAGUUGUAAUAAGGUCUAGUUUCCUUUUUUUAUUAGUCUUAUUUCAUGAAGCCUUCCCAAAGGACUUUUACAUACAUAUUGAAAUCCUUUUUAUCAAUGUGUAAACUUAGGCCAACCAGACGAGAUAAUAAACGUAAGCAAGCGGACCGUUACUGAGUUACAUUGCGAUGGCGAGGGAUUAUUAUCUCUGUCCUUAUCACUCGUACGCGCAGUUAUGGCGUCAGUUGGUCGACAACAGCUGCCGUUGUGUGUUUCGUGGUACAGGAAAGCACUGAGUACCGCAGCUGUCAACAUUUGGUCCGCCAUUUUGUGAACAAGUUCAUUCCUGUUUGGAUCGCGUUCGAAGUGAUACAUGAGUCGUCUAUUAUCAAAGGUGGCAAUCUGUGCUUUUGGACAAAAAAAAUUUAUUGAUAUGUCAAUACAGAUUUAUUUGAAUAUAAUCGUCUCCUUCAAAGAAUACGGUUCAAAACCUGCAUUAAAUAAAAGGUUAAUACUUAACCUUUUAUUUAUCUAAGAUGUCGUUCAGAAGAGUUUUGUGACUGCCAAUGGAAUACAAAGUCAAUAAUUCGUUUUUCUGAUUUACCAGUAAUUGUCCAAAAGUCACAUUGCCGGCUUUGAUAAUUAAUAGUCGACUCACAUAUAUACUUUUAUAGCAAUAUUGACAACAUGAUUGAUAAUACAAUAGAUAGUUUUAUCAUAAACACAACUGACUCGGACUCUUCCGACGAAUCAUCUUUGUCUAGUACAGAUGACGGCGAUUAAAAUUCGAACUUUGUAAUAAUUUAUAUUUAAAUAAAAAUGUUUUUUACUCCUCUGAAACUUUGUUUACAUUUUUUAUCUCGUCUGGUUGGCCUUACUUUAGUAUGUACCGAUAUAGCGAUCAGCUUUGCGAACAAAGAAUUCUUUAGUUGUGAAUAUAGGAAUUGGGUCGUUGUUUUUUUUUAUUUAUUUAAUCCGCGAAUAGUGAAAGCACAAAUAAGGAGCUUUUGCUAUACAUUAAAUAAAUUGACGUAAGUGAUUUUUAUGAUUAAAAUAAAAUGCUGUGUUAUUCACUUCUUAAUUGAAAAUAAGUUAAAUUUAGGUUAGUAUAAAUAAUAUUAAUAAAUAAAUAAAAAUGUGUACUACACGUCGACUGGUGGUCAAAUUUGUAUGGAGUUGGAAUGUUUGCCGCUAGGGACUUUGUUCCAACUCCAUACAAAUUGAGUUAACUUUUACGCUAUCGAGAAUGUUAAAAAACUCGGACUAAGCAAACCGAACGAGUCGUGACGUCCCUAUAUCGAGGGGUGAAAGACUGUUUGGUUUUAGUGACAUUUUUGCAACUUUAUAUUAGAGAUUCUAUUUUUUCCUACCUAUGCUGAUAGCCUUGAGAGGCUAUUUCAGCUUCGCCCUAACGUGUAGGUGAGCUCACGGGGCUCAAACCGGAGUGUUGCUAACACUGACCCUAGCAAGAGCAGUGCUUCGCAGAAUCUACCACCGGAUCGGAAACGCGACCCACUGAGAAGAUCCGGCGAGAAACUCAGUGGCCUGUGUCUGUGGGUUAAUUCGAUGACCGGUGCUUGAGGUACCUAAAAGCACCGUUAGUGGAUCGGAAGGGUCCGUAAUGACGUGGUGCUAAGACGUUGCCACGCGUUCGACAUAACGGUAGAGAUCACGAUAGAGCGAGACAUAAUAAAUCAAUAAACUUCACUUUAAUAAAAAAGUCCACCAGUGCUGCAAUCAUUUUUAUAGCAGCCGUAUAGAUAUUAUUUAGCCGUAUUUCGGUUUGAAAGGUGGGGCAGCCGUUGUAACUAUACUGAGACCUUAGAACUUAUGUCUCAAGGUGGGUGGCGCAUUUGCGUUGUAGAUGUCUAUGGGCUCCAGUAACCACUUAACACCAGGUGGGCUGUGAGCUCGUCCACCCAUCUAAGCAAUAGAAAAACAAAAAAUACAUGAUUCUACUGUGAAAUCAAAACAUUGGUUAGACGUAUUUAUUGAGACCGUAGAAUUAGCUCGCAUUGACUAUAUCGGUCACGAAGCAGUCAGAGCUUUCUUUUAUUUGUAACAUCAAUCAAACAAGAGCGCAUCGUAGUAAAGUUGUAGUUAUAAUACUAGCUGUACCCGUCCGCUUCGCUGGGCAUUUAAAAUUAACAUUAUUAUUUCUCUCCCCCACAAAGAUUCUCAGUAUUAACGCCCCCGCAACUGGUGUAGGAAGUCCAACACUCAUAUAAAUAUUAGCCUAUCCAUUAAGUACAUGUAUUUUCUACAUGGAUACCAAGUUUCAAGUCAAUCGGAUGCACGGUUCAGUAGUUAUAACGGAACAUCCGUAAAAACCACUGUAGAUUUAUAUGUUAGUAUAGAUGUAUGUAAAGAAAAACCUUUAGUAUUGAAAACCUUUAAAACUUUCUUUAGUUUAAAAAAAAGAAAGAUUUUUCUUAGGCAGAUUCACAGACCUAUCUGCCAUCGAGACAAAAAGAAGAGUUUUGUUGUAACAAAAUUCAAUAAUACUGUUUAAAAAAAAAAAAUUAAAAAAAAGAGAUGAAAUGGCUUUAAAUGCUUUUUUAUAAUAUGGUUUUAAAUACUAAAGGUUUUUCUUUUUUACAUUUAUUUUAAGUGAGUAGUUUCUUUAAGAAAAAUUUAAAAAAAUAAAAUAAAAAAAAGAUCAUAAAUAUACUUAUAUAUGAGGUCGUCAGCGCAAUAGUGACCUACGCUUACCAUAGUUAUUAUGGAGCAAACAAUGUUUUAAGUUUUCAUGCAUUUGAAUUUGAGUAGGAGGCAAAAAAACAAUACCCGCAAAAAUAAUGUUUACAACGCCAUCUGUGUUUACUAUGGGUGAAACUAUGGAUAGGCCGGUUUUGCAUUAAAAAAUUUUAUAUCUUAAAUAAGUUGCAAUAUACAUAAUUAUAAGCAUGAUUAUGAAAAAUUGUGGGCUAGGCUACUUUUGCGCUGACGGCCUUAUAUAUUAACAACUAUUUUUCAUUAAGUAUAGAUAGUAAUAGUAUUUUAUGUAUUAAUAAGAAUAUAAAAAAAAAUAAGACUUGACCUAAAGGUCUUAGUUACCAGACCAUAAAGUCCCUUUAAAAAAAACUAUUAAUUAUUAUGAUAGCGGCUGAUAUGGAGAGUAGAAUUGUAGAGUACCAUCUAGUAACACUAAAUAGUGGCGGCGCCACGGAAACAAGUGGAAGGAUUUUUAAAAAAACAGUGUCAUAAAGUACCAUACUUCACUCUGUUCAAAACUGCUAUAUUCCUAUCAUUUCCACUUCCUACACUAGCGCUGUUUCGGUGAGUCUUCCGACAAUAACUCGCCAUUUACAGGCGACCGCUUUUUCGACUUGUCCCCUAUGCAAGAUGGCGCCUCUUACUUCUACCCUCCAUGGUUAUCAGUAGAAGACGUGAUAAUUCUUAGUAUGGCCGUAGUUACCAUGUGAGCUUAUUGUUGGUAGAACGUCUUGUGAGUCCGCACGGGUAGGUACCACCGCCCCGCCUAUUUCUGCCGUGAAGCAGUAAUGCUUUUCGGUUUGAAGGGGAGGGGCAGCCGUUGUAACUAUACUUGAGACCUUAGAACUUAUAUCUCAAGGUGGGUGGCGCAUUUACGUUGUAGAUGUCUUAUGGGCUUCAGUAACCACUUAACACCGGGUGGGCUGUGAGCUCGUCCACCCAUCUAAGCAAUAAAAAAAAGCGCACGUCGCCGGAUGGUAAGGUUAGGUGAAUGGUUACCAUCGUUCAAGGUCGAUCGAUGUUACCAGUGGCGGGUGGUGCGAUGGUAACCUUUAUAUGACGACAUGACUGUACGUAAUAACAGGAUUGACUGAAGUAUCAUUAGACCGAGAGGCUGAAGCCAUUUUAUCAUUGGAAAAACAAACAAAAAAAGUUUUUUUAAGUCAUAUUUCUUUGUAUAAUGCACCGUUAUAAUAAUAAUACUCGAUAGUGAAAAAUUGAAUUUGUAAUAAAAAUAACAUUUAGGGUGUCGACUCUUAGACUAUAUAGGUUUUUAUAAUAGUUGAAAUCUUCAAAAAAAUAUUAGCAUGUAAACGUUUGAAUAUAUCUAUAGUAUACUCGGAGCAGUUAUAACCUAAAAUGUUGCCAUUGAAAAAAUGUAAUCAUAGAUGUAUACAACUUUAUGGUAUUUGUAUGUCUAUGGUUUUUUAGCUAUAUUUUUUUAUAUUCGACUAUAUACGAUAAUAACUUACUUGUAAAUAUUAAUUAUAAAGAUGUACCUGCUAAUUUUAGGAUUAUAUAAUUAAUGUGAAUAAUUUAAUGAAAUGAACAAAAAUGUAAAAAAAAAAUGUGUUUGUAAAUAUAUGUAAGUGCCUUAAUUUUUUUUGUUUUAAAUGUAAUUUUCAAUUUUUAAUCUAUGAUCAACUAGGUAAACAAACGGUGAUAACUCCAAAUUUAAAAAUGUUCAAAAUGAAUUAAUAUUCCUUUUUUUUUUAAUGUGAUAUGUGACGGAUUUUAUGUUCAUACAGCCACCACUAGCAGUGUGUACCAACAAACAGCCAAAUAGUCAUUAUCCAUGUUGAGAAACCGAUGAAUUGUUUGAAAUAUCUCAAUCCAAAUUGAAAUCCGGUCUUAUUCAUAAUUAAAAGCUUAUUAAAAUUAUUAAUGCUAAUUGAAUUUAUUGUUGUGUUAAUGAACUCAUUAAAUCGAUCGAUUGAUUAUAACGAAACAAAAAGCGUUUUUUGACAGUCUUAUAUAAUGGGCUAAUAAAGCUCUGAUUGCUGAUUAUGAAUAAGACCGUCCCAACGUUGUUUAAUAGGUACAUCGGGAUGUGAAAGGUUAUUUGGUUUAAGUGAUAUUUUUAUAGGAGAGCUAUUUAAAAUUUAAAUUUUGGGAAAAAAAUAUCAUAAAAAAAACUUCUUCGCCUAUUGUGUAUGGGAUAAACUUAAUUGAAGUUCAAUUGAAUAUGUUUAUUGACUGACUGAAUAUGUAUUAUGUUUAUUUAAUAUCUUUUUGUAAAUAUAGUCAGCGGUAAGAAGGUCACGGUAUCCGUAGAUCGCAUCAAGCCGGCCUACAUACUGCAUGACUCAGACACCACACACUUACACAGCCCACACAUACACCACACACACAUACACCACACACACAUACACCACACACACAUACCAACCACACACACUUACGUACUCCAUACACAGACGAUCGGGUGCUACCAGAAGCCGAAGAACAUACUCGUCGAACUAGAUCAGGGCGUAGGGUCAGAUUUCCGGACCAUUGUCGCCCGUAACCCGGCCUCUGGAGGGGGGUGAUGUAGUGUAACUAUGUUGUUACAAAACAUAUGCAAUUUUGAAAAGGGUACAUGUCGCAUAUUUUGUCAAAUACGUUUUUUUCAUAUACAUGUAGUUUUGAGGCUCACCUACUACACCCGUUUUAUAAUAAUUCCAGUAAUUUUCAAUUGCUAAUUAACACUAAAAUAUAUCUCGAAAGUUGAUAUUUUAAAUUUUACACUGCUUUAGAAAUAAAUCAGUUUUUUUCGUUUCCUGAACAUUUUAAAUUUUCAGAGAUGUGCCCUUUUCGAAAUUGCAUAUAUCUAUAUAUUAAUACGUGAAGCAAAAACUUUGUAUCCCUUUUUACGAAAAUUGCGCCCGGACGGAGGAGUAUAAAAUUUUCCACACUUCUAGAUAAUAUAUAGAGAAGAAGAGCACAAUGCUAAUAUUUUUUUUAAAUAAUGCAUAAAAGAUACAUUAAAUCAAUAAAGAAAACAUUACACACACUACAUACCAUGUAUUUGACAAACUUUUGUUCUUGACGUCUGUGGUCAAAUUGAGAAUAGAUCAAAUAUUGUUUGUCUUUAUUAAUAUUUUCUAUAGUGUAGUCUCGGCGAAAUUUGUGAUUAUAAAAGUAUAAAAUACAAUCAUAAUAGUGUACAAACUUACAAUUCCAAUUAAUUAUAGUCGAAUUUCGACUACUGCGGGACCUCUAGUUCAAAUUAAAAACGCCGCAUUGUUGAUGCUGAUACCAAAUGAAACGGACCCUUAAUUUCAAAGAUAAAUGUCGCGUAUUAGACGUUACAAAGAUAAAUGUCGCGUAUUAGACGUUAUACCGCUUAAACCAUUUUGCCUUUCGCUCCACGAUAUACUUAGUCUGGCCAUAAAUACUGUUACAAAGGAAAACAAAAAAAAGUCUUAAGUCAUCUUUUAAAAUACGCGACAUGGUUCUAGGUGCUAUCUUCAUCUCCCGAUAUAAAAUAUUUUGUUUUCGGACAGGAUUUCUUCGAAUUCUUUCCCUUACUGCUUUGACCACCGUUUUCGUACGAAAACUACGUGGACGGCCAGAUCUUUUUCUGUCACAAACAGAGGAGGUCUCAUUGCACCUAUUAAUAGCCCGGUACACAAACAUUUUACUAAUACCAAGCGUAUGGAGAGUUUUAAAAAUUGCAUUUGGCUCCAUACCUACUUUGUGUAAUGCAAUCACAGCGGUUCGGUUCUCUUUAUCACCCCACUCCAUUUUAAUAUCGCAAAAUAUUGUACAAUGUAUUGGCGUCAAAAUGAGAAAACUCAAUGAGCAAUCAUAUAAAAAUGACAAAUAGCCCGGUACACAAACAUUUUACUAAUACCAAGCGUAUGGAAAGUUUUAAAAAUUGCAUUUGGCUCCAUGCCUACUUUGUGUAAUGCAAUCACAGCGAUUCGGUUCUCUUUAUCACCCCACUCCAUUUUAAUAUCGCAAAAUAUUGUACAAUGUAUUGGCGCCAAAAUGAGAAAACUCAAUGAGCAAUCAUAUAAAAGUGACAGAUUCCAAAUUCAAAUGUAAUAUUUUGUUUAUUUUUAAUUGUAACAGUAUUUAUGGCCAGAUUAAGUAUCACAUGUAUGCGUGAAUAGAAAAAAGUUCUCGAAAUGAAACAAAGCUAUAGUAAACGGUAAUAUGAUUAAUUAAAUAAUUUAGAAUAAAAAUUAUCGAUCGUGUAAUUUUUUGUGAGCCAGCAAUGUACAGUGUAGGUAGACGGCGAGCGAUUGAGGUCAUUGAUCCUACGCGUCAUUUGAUUUUUAAUUGUGUUUCAUUGCGUGUUUCAGAGAACGGUAUUUUUCGGUUAUGAUUAUUUUAAUGUGUCAGGAAGCAUCAGUUCUGCUGUAUGUCUCCAAUGUCCUAGUUGUAAAAUGGCUCCAAAAUACUAUGCUCUAUACAGAUGUAUGUUUUAUAGCAAGAUUGUUUUUCUAUAUAAUAGGUUGGGGAGAAAGUUUUUUCGCAUUUUUUAAGAAAAUUCACAACAUUUUUUUAAUAUAGUUUAUUUACGAACUAAAGUAUGUAGGUACCAUUUUGUUCGAUAACUUUUUGCCAUCUUGUAGAUAGGGAUAUGAUCCCAUUGCUAUAGAAAUUUUGGGGCUUCUGAUCAAAAUACCGCAACAAUUAGUUUUGGCAUGAAAAACAAAUAAAAAUCAGACAUUCUCCUAAUUUGAAUUUGGAAUUAUCUUCUUUAAAAUUGAAACUUUUAAUGAUACCAAAACCAGCCAGUUACAAAUAAUAUAGCCAAAGAAAUUUUAUUACAAGUUCAUACAUACAACGCUAAAAGACUUUUUACCCAACCUAUUAGGUAUUUGUUUCAAAGAUCACUAGGUACUUCGAGGAAAACAAUUUUGUCUUGAAAACGGUCAUGUAUAAUGAUAUAUAUAUAUAAUAACUAGCGACCCGCCCUCGCUUCGCUUCGGAAACAUUAAAUUCUAUUAUUGAUAGGCGAAGCCCGCCAUGUUGCGCGCGUUACGACAAUAACUGCGGGUGAAGCCGCGGGGCGAAGCUAUUCUAAAAAAAGUAGCCUAAGUUACUCCUUAAAUCAUCAGCUACCUAUUAGUGAGUCCAGCCGUUCUAUAGAUCAUCCGGAACAAACAGACAGACAAAAAUUGUAAAAAAUGUUAUUUUGGUGUAUAUGCAUGUAGUAAAAAGCGGUUAUUUCAAUACAACAAACAGACGCUCUAAUUUUAUUUCAAUGUAUAGAUAUACCGUUAAUUAUGUUAAUUAUAAUAAUGUCAGAUCUUAUCCGGAAUGCUUUUGAUAAAAUAUGUAUUUAAUCAUGUGAAUAAAAAUGUAUGAUGAUGAGAAAGUGGAAA
Bombyx mori (domestic silkworm) is the source of this 10493-nucleotide messenger RNA. Its product is annotated as charged multivesicular body protein 7. The record is from RefSeq and is a predicted model, not a curated record. The transcript has 11 exons. Gene Ontology annotation, cellular component: ESCRT III complex; multivesicular body. The coding region runs from base 126 to 1958 and encodes 610 amino acids. Lineage: Eukaryota; Metazoa; Arthropoda; Insecta; Lepidoptera; Bombycidae. Gene Ontology annotation, biological process: vesicle budding from membrane; late endosome to vacuole transport via multivesicular body sorting pathway.